Rhopalosiphum padi (bird cherry-oat aphid) is the source of this 2186-nucleotide messenger RNA. RefSeq lists its product as uncharacterized. Lineage: Eukaryota; Metazoa; Arthropoda; Insecta; Hemiptera; Aphididae. Gene Ontology annotation, molecular function: protein binding. Gene Ontology annotation, cellular component: mitochondrion. The transcript has 8 exons. The coding region runs from base 374 to 1819 and encodes 481 amino acids. The record is from RefSeq and is a predicted model, not a curated record.
UUAUCACACAUUCACACACGACGUCGUUUUGGCGUCCGUAGUUCGUAAGAACUACGAAAGAUUAUUAUUAUUCUAAACUUCUUAUAAGAGCGUUAAAAUGACGCGCGAACUGCGCUGAUUGCUGAUUACUUCUCGACUGACGACUUCGCUCAGGCCUGUCCGACUGCAGUUCAUCGCGUGUCGUCGAGACGUUGAUCCGGCUGUUCGAACAUGCGACUCUCGAGUGUCGACCUAUCGUGCACAGGAGUGGUCUAGUAGUCGCGUUUGUCGUCCUUCGUAACGAUCGGCAUAGUACGUCUGCGGAAUUGGCCUGUCGGAGUGCUUUUGAGUGUACUCCGCAAGUGUUGGUACAUGGUAUUAAUUCGACCUAACGAUGGCAUUGAAUCCGACUUCUGCCAACGAUCACACGGUCAACAAAGUGGCCGUGUGUUCGGCGAUUUUUGCCGGUUUUGCGUAUGUCGGGUAUUCGGUUGCCAAGAACGCGUUCGGACGACGUUUGGGCAGGAAGAACGACGAUGGGUGCCAUCAUGAAGAUCAACGUCUGUAUUUUCGCCGUCUGUCCCAGACAACUCAGACCGAUGUCCUACUUGGAAACUUGGAUAAUUCAGACACUAGUCGUGUGUUCCUUCGACCUAUGACCGUCCAGCAAAGAAUUAAAGAGCUUAAUUUACGGGCAAGAAUGUUUGCCGACACGAUGAUGGCUAUACAAACGCCUUCAAACAAACAUUCCUUACAUGGACCUAGGAGCUUACAGGCAUCACCAUGGAAUUCACCUAGAAUAAUGAGUCCUGUAGAUGCUAGACAUAUACUAGGAAGUCGGUCCACAGAAAACCUAAGAUUGUGUGAUAACUAUGCUUUGGAAUCAAAUUUUGGCACACCGUUAAGAAGAAAAAGUUCUAACAGAUCGUUAAGAAGAAAAUCUCCGCAACCGGGUGAACACAGACUUUCUGUAAGCCAGUCUAAUCAAGAUAUGGAAGAAUUUGAAAAGAUUAAUCAACCAUCUUUGUUAAAUAGACCUAUGGAACCGAAUGAAGCUAAAAAUUUAUUAUUAUUGAUGGGAUCCAGAGAUAUUCUAGUACUUGAAAAAGUACUUGUGACUGUUAGUAAUUUAGCAACAUUUACUCCAAACCAAGAAGUAAUGAGGGAAGCUGGAUACUUGAGCCAACUUCAACAACUGAUUUAUCAUCCUGAAGAAUCUGUUCAAAUAACUGCUCUUGUAGCAUUAGGAAAUUUGGCUUUAAACAAAAAUAAUUCAAAAGAAAUGAAGGAGACAAUACCAAUGUUAUUAGCCCUAAUGAAAAUGAUGGAUUCGGAUGAGAUUAUUUACAAUUGUUUAUCCACUAUGACAAACAUUGCAGUAUUCCAUAUGUGGCACAGUGAAUUGCAACCGGCUAUACAUACUUUAUAUGGCCUAUUAGAGAGUCAGAAUAACAAAGUUGUUCUUCAAUGCUUAAAACUAUUAAUCAACUUAUCCUGUAAUGAUGAUAUGAUUCCUCAUCUUUUAGGAGGACAAGCUCCCAAAAAACUAUUGUCCAUGUUGCAAUUGAAUGAAAAUGAAGAUGUUCUACUUAGAGUUGUAACAUUGUUUAGCAAUCUUACUGAUGCUGUAAAAGCAAUGGAAUUGGAUCCUGUAUUAGAUUUGCCUGUAGAAGAUAAGGCUGCAGCUCCUGAUACUAUUUUGUUUAGCAGGUAUGCCAACAUUUACGGUGUUAAUGUGGUAGAGAAAAUACGCACAAAAAGUUUAGUACUGAUGAAACAACAUAAAAAUGAAGAGAUCAGAGUGCGUGCACAAAAAAUCUACAACGCUCUAUCUGACUAAAUUUAUAUUGCAAACAAGAUUAUUAACAACAUCACAUUCCGAUAGUAUUUGAGUUUUUAUUUACUGUUUAAAAAAAUUUAUCAACGAAUACCUUGUUAAAAAGUAAGUUUCAUUACUAGGUUUAUAAAUUAUACAUUAUUGAUACAAACUGACAUUCUAUUUAAAAUAUUUUAAUCAGUAAUAUAAGCUAUUAUAGAAUUAUUUUUAUCACCUUUUAUUAUUAUCACUGUUGUUAAUAGCAAUAAUUGUGUGGUUUGCUACUUUAUUGGGAAUUAAUGAGUUCCUAGAAAUAAAAUAAUUGUACUUUUUAUGUAGUGCCAUACAUAUUUUAACUAUAAUUUACUUUAUCAAAAAUCACUUAUGAACA